UGAUUUCCGCUUCCUGCGUGCGCCGCGACGUGCUCGCGCUCUGCCUGGCGGCCAUUGCGCGCGCGCACGUCGAGUGCGGAGGAAACAACGCGGAGGAGCCUCCUGUUCUCGCCAGCAUGGAGCGAGGCUCGGGGGGGCUGCCGCAGCCCUCCAAGCCGGUCAGCAUCUCGUCGAACCGCCCGGUCCACAUGAACUUGUUCGCCACCUGGGAAGUGGACCGUUCCUCGCCCAGCUGCGUUCCCAGGCUCUUCAGUUUGACCCUGAAGAAGCUGGUCCUGCUCAAGGAGCUGGACAAAGACCUCACCUCGGUGGUCGUCGCCGUCAAACUGCAGGGUUCCAAGCGGAUCCUUCGCUCCAACGAGAUCGUUCUGUCGUCGAGCGGCCUGACGGAGACCGACCUUCAGCUCACCUUCUCUCUCCAGUACCCUCACUUCCUGAAGAGGGACGCCAACAAGCUUCAGAUCAUGCUGCAGCGCCGUAAGCGCUACAAGAACCGGACCAUCCUGGGCUACAAGACGCUCGCCCUGGGCCUCAUCAACAUGGCCGAGGUUAUGCAGCACCCGAGCGAGGGCGCUCAAGUUCUGGGGCUGCACAGCCAGCUGAAGGACGCUUCGCUGCCCGUGGCCGAGAUGCGCGUCUACUCGCUGUCGAGCCAGCCCAUCGACCACGAGGGACCCAAGGCCAAGAUGUCGGACCGAUCCCCAGACAUCGACAACUACUCCGAGGAGGAAGAGGAGAGCUACUCGUCUGAGCAGGAGGGCAGCGACGAUCCCGUCCACGGACAAUACCUGUACGAUGAAGAUGAGGAAGUGAGGAAGAAGAAGCCCAGGCGGAAGCUGGCGUCCAAUGCGGCCAUCACCAGGCAGCCAAACAUCAAGCAGAAGUUCGUGGCCUUGCUGAAGAGGUUCAAAGUCACCGACGAGGUGGGCUUCGGUCUGGAGCACGUGUCCAGGGAGGAGAUCCAGGAGGUGGAGGAGGACCUGGACGAGCUCUACGAUAGCCUGGAAAUUUACAACCCCAGCGACAGCGGGCCGGACGUGGAGGAGACCGACAGCAUCAUGAGCACGCCCAAACCCAAACUCAGGCCCUUCUUUGAGGGGAUGUCUCAGUCCAGCUCCCAGACGGAGAUCGGGAGUCUGAACAGCAAAGGCAGUUUGGGCCGGGACACUCUGAGUCCGGGGGAGCCGCCUCCCGUGGACAAGAUGAAAACAUCUCGCAGCCGCAUUCUGGACGAGGCGCUGUCAGAGAGCGAGACGCUGGAAGGGGCGGAUCAGGAGCUGCUCGCCGACGCCGCCCCCUGCAUCACGGUGUCUGCGGCGGAGAAAGCGCGUACGCCCAUGAAGACCGGCAAAAGCGAAAGCCACACGGUGCCGUCGCCCCGGUUGGAAGGAGGCCACACGCCCUCCAGGCAGAAGCGCAGCAGCAGCACGCCCGUCAAGGCCAAAGCGCCGAGCGAGCGUGCCAACAGUUCCGACUCGGAGAGGUCGCCCGAGCUGGGACACGGCACGCCGGUGCUGAGGAAGGCCAUGUACGACCAGCUCAACCACAUCCUGUUGGCUGACUCGGCCCUCCCGGAGAGCCUCAUCCUGGUCAACGGCGGAGACUGGCAGGGGCAGUACGUGCUGGAGCAGCUGCAGGUGCACAAGCAGCCGGUGGUGUGCACGUGCUCGCCAGCGGAGAUCCACGCCGUCCUGUCCGCCAUCCUCACGCGCAUCCAGAAGUUCUGCAACUGUAAUGCGUCCAUGCCGCGCGCGGUGAAGGUGGCGGCGGUGGGCGGGCAGAGUUACUUGGCCGCCAUCUUGCAAUUCUUCGUGACGCAGCUGGCCAACAAGACCUCGGACUGGCUCAACCACAUGCGCUUCCUGGUGGUUCCUCUUGGCUCGCAUCCCGUCGCCAAGCAUCUGGGCGCGCUGGACAACCGCUACAGCUCCUCCUUCUUGGACGGAGCUUGGCGAGAUGUCUUUAGCCGCUCCGAGGCCCCUCCCACAGACCAACUGGACGUGGCGGGAAGGAUCGCCCAGUACAUCGGCGGCGCCACGCUCACGCACCAUCUUCCCAUUGCCGAGGCCAUGUUGACCUGCAAACACAGGACGCGGGAGGAAGACUCCUACCAGAAGUUUAUUCCCUUCGUCGGUGUAAGCGCGCGCUCGUCUUUUGCCCUCAAACGCAGGCCGUCCGUUUGGGUGACAUCGCUUCCUGUUUUGCAGGUGGUCAAGGUGGGCGUGAUCGAGUCCGGACCCUCGCUGGCCGGCGACGCCGAGGAGGGCGUCGCCGUGAGCUUGGCCGUCCCCUCCUCGUCCCCUCCCUCCCACGGCUCCCCCGCAGGGAUGAUCAAGGAAGCGGCCACUCCCCCCUCGUCCCCCUCCAUGGGAAACGUCGCCGUGCAGGGGAGUCCCGGCAUGUCGCACGGCGUGGACGCCAUCGGCCUACAGGUGGACUACUGGCUGGCGUCGCUGGCCGAGAAGAGGCGGGAAGGCGAGCGGCGCGACGCGGCGUGCAAGAACACGCUGAAGAGCGCCUUCCGCUCGCUGCAGGUCAGCAGGCUGCCGGGCGGGGGCGCCGGCGGGGCAGGCGAGCCUCACGGCGUUCAAGUCAGCACCAUGGCCAUGACGGUGGUGACCAAGGAGAAGAACAAAAAAGUGGCCACCAUCUUCCUGGGAAAGAAGCCCAAAGAGAGAGAGGUGGACUCCAAGAGUCAGGUGAUCGAAGGCAUCAGUCGCCUCAUCUGCUCGGCCAAGCAGCAGCAGACCAUCCUAAAAGUGUCCGUCGAUGGCGUCGAGUGGAACGACGUCAAGUUCUUCCAGCUGGCCGCCCAGUGGCCGACUCAUGUCAAGUACCUUCCUGUCGGACUUUUCGGCUACACCAAGCCCUCCUCCUAGGUGGCGGCGGUGGUCCACCUGGCACCUUGGCUUGAUCUUUUCUCAUCCUCAUCGCGCUAUUACGCAAUCCAGACAACCUGUCACAACAGGGCCCCCAAGUGAGAGCUCAAAUACUACAGUGUUGCCCUGCUAAUCCAUGAGUAAUUGAAGCACCCCCCCCAAAAAAAGGAUUAUAAUUGCCUAUAGAUGCCAGAUGGUGGCAAAUUAGACAGACCUAUGUAUGGCCUGACGAAAUGAAGCUGGUAUAGGUAAGUUGUUUUUUUGUUUUUUGUGAAUAAUGGAAGCUAUGUUGCAAGAAAAAAAAAAUCUGUGAAUAGGUCAAAUCGUAACUAUGCGGGGGAACACCGCACAUAGAAAGUGGCUAUGUAUGUGUAAGAAUGUGUCUUCCAUGGACAGAAUAGGUUUGCCACGCUACUGUGUGUGUAUGUUGUUGUUGUGUGAACAACACACAGCACUUGUGCUCCUGUGGUCACAGUUGUCAAUUAAAACUAAGGACACCAAAGUGGUUGACUGUAAAACAAAACAAACCCAUGAACAUUAGUGGUGUUGAAAUGUGUGAAAGGCCAUCAGCGUAAAAUCAUGCCAAACAAUAGAAAAAAGGAAGUUGAUGUUUUUUUUUUUUUUUUGUGCAUUUCCGUGGUGCUGAAAAGUGUUCUCUGUACUCAAGUCCGCGUUUCACGGUUUUGUUGUUUUGUUGCUACUAAAUGGGCUCUGGUUGUAUGUUGUGAGUGACUUGUGGAGAGAUAUUUUGCACACAUGCUGUUGUCUCUUAACCGUUUUGCCUCGAAUAAUGCUUGUACAUAUGUGACAUUGUUUCAUGUUUUGUAGUUCUGCUUUUUCAUGGUUGCAUUUGUCAGUCAAACACAAGUGAAUAGAAAGUGCUUGUUUGGUUUUGUUGAAUCAAAAAGAUGGUACAUUUGGA
Messenger RNA from Phyllopteryx taeniolatus (common seadragon), 3801 nucleotides. Its product is annotated as phosphofurin acidic cluster sorting protein 1-like. The record is from RefSeq and is a predicted model, not a curated record. The coding region runs from base 117 to 2879 and encodes 920 amino acids. NCBI's taxonomy places the organism in Eukaryota, Metazoa, Chordata, Actinopteri, Syngnathiformes, Syngnathidae. The transcript is spliced from 23 exons. Gene Ontology annotation, biological process: protein localization to plasma membrane. Gene Ontology annotation, molecular function: transmembrane transporter binding.